CUACUUGUUGUUGCCUGUCUGAAGGAGCGUGAGUGGUGUAGUCUUCAAGCCGGUCAGCGACUCAGCUAGUCAGUCAUUCAAACUAUGAAAGGGAAUAAGUUUGAUAGAAGUAUACCAAGCUAAAAGAUCAAUAAGAGCAAAAGUCACAAACAGGAGAAGAGAUCUUACUGACAGAGCUUAGGAUGAUGGCAGAAGGGCGUUUUGCCAGUCUUCCCAGGUCCCUUCAUGCACACCACACCUUAGCUGGAGGCCCUGCCCACCCCGGAGUACCCAGCAGCUCUCUUGGUGCUCCCAGCAGCAGCACCACCUGCUCCUCCAGGAGGCUCCAGGCUUCCCUCGCCUCCUCCAUGGACCUCCUCAGCUCUAGACCCGGUCUCCCUCCAGGGCAGGGCAGCAGUCUAUCAGAGAUGCCCACCGCUGCCUACCAGCCAAUCUCCAUUCAUGGAACUCUGCCUCGACGCAAGAGAGGAGGGGCCAACCUCGCCCAUGGAAACUAUACUUGGGACCCAAAAACCAAUCACACGCAGCCAUUACUUUGCGGGAACACAUUACUAGCUCCUGGGCACAUCCACCAACCCAUGACCUCAUCACUGGUCCAAAAUGUCAUUGAUGACUUCCACGGUUACAGGGAGCCAGCUGCUGGCCUGGACGCCACAGUGGACUAUGUUAAGUUUUCCAGAGAUCAGUUCAUCCUGGACUGUCCCUCAGAGAAACUACGCAGAGAACUCGAGGAAGAGCUCAAGAUGAACUGCGAGGAGCCCCGAAGCCACGCAUGGUACCACGGGGCAAUUCCAAGACAGGUUGCAGAAAACCUGGUGCAGCGUGAUGGAGAUUUCUUGAUCCGCGAUUCGCUGUCCAGUCCAGGAAGUUAUGUUCUGACCUGCCAAUGGCGAAACGCUGCUCAGCACUUUAAAAUCAACAAGAAGGUGGUGAUGCUGAAUGAAGCUUACUCCAGAGUUGAGUACCGGCUCGAAAGAGAAGGAUUUGACAGUGUUCCUGCACUCAUUAGAUACUAUGUUGGCAACAGAAAACCUGUCUCACAGGUGGUGGGGGCCAUCAUCUUCCAGCCAAUCAACAGGGGGCUGCCGCUGCGCUGCCUGGAAGAAAAGUACGGACUGUCGAGCAAUCAUCGAGAGGUUGGGCUGAUGGCGCAGGAGAGGCGGAGUCAGAAACGUCUCAGCCUCAACAUCACCAACGGACACACACACGACAAUACACACACCGUGCACGACAGCACACACUCCCAGGACAACGGCUUGGUCCGAGGCAACCAGCUCAGGUUGAAGGAUCGCUGUGGAAGCCAACCAGCAAGUCUCAAUCAAGUUCAAGAAAGGCGACGCCCGCUCAAGGCGCACCAGUCAGAGAGUUUCCUACCUCUAGGAUCCAAACCGCAGCCCCAGCAGUCCCCUGAAGCGCUCCUCCCCAGCCCCAGCCCGAAGUCUCCAGUGUUUCGGACGGGAAGCGAGCCAGUGCUGAGCCCCUCUUUCCCACGGAGAUCAGUCGAACCUCUAGCAGGCCAGGCGAUCCGAGGCUCUGACAGCCAGCUCUGUCCUAAACCGCCUCCCAAACCCAGCAAAGUGCCGCUGGCUCGACUGGCUCGCUCCCCCUGCCUUCAGCCCUUGGUUCCCCUCUCCAGCUCCUCCAGCCUCACAGACUCCUCCACCACCUCCCCCAGCCUCGCUACACCUCCUCUAGACUCCACAUGUCUGGACACUGCUGGUUCUUCAUGGAGGAGUGGAGCUGCCACAGGUCCUCCAGUUCCUCCAGUGAAGCCUCCAAAGUUCCAACAUCAGCUCCUCCCUGCAGACUCCCACAGCUCCUCCACUUCUGUAGUUUCACCUGCUGAUAGUGUUCAGUAUCCUGAUUCAGAGGUGAUAGUCGGACGGACUGAACGGCUGCAGCCGAGCCCUGCAGACCUGAGGUCCUGCAGCCCACUGGAGUGGCAGCAGUCAAGCUCUCCACACCUCAUCACAGACCACAACAAUGACCUGCAGCUGCCGCUCUGCAGCUACGUGGAGAGGCUGAAGAGAGAGGGGGAGAGAGGGGGAGAGGAGGACAGGGAGGAGAAUGACGAGGGAGGACGGAGAGGGCUGGACAGAAGCUCCUACCAUCACGCUAUUGCAGCCUUAGAAAACACCAGCGAGGAGGAGGAAGAGGACGCAGGGAGGGAGGAGGAGAGCAGCGAACUAAAGAGCUGCAGUUUUCAACGGCCGAUUAUCGAGACAGAAACGACCUUCAGGCCGGCAGAGUUCGGAUCUCGACUUCUGCCACCAGAAAACAAACCACUGGAGAUGGUGGUUCUGAAGAAAGCAAAGGAGCUGCUGCUCAGCCACAAUCACCACAGUAUCGCCAGACACCUGCUGAUGGCCGACUGCCAGGUUGCGAGGAUACUGGGAGUGACUCCAGAGCUUAAAGGUCAGAUGGGCGUGUCGUCUGGUCUGGAGCUGGUGACGCUGCCGCACGGUCGACAGCUGAGGCUGGACCUGAUGGAAAGGCACCACACCAUGGCGAUAGGCGUUGCUGUGGAUAUUCUGGGAUGUACGGGCAGCGUGGAGGAGCGGGCGUCCACUCUGAAUCGCAUCAUCCUGGUUGCGAUGGAGCUGAAGGACACAGUGGGAGACCUGUUCGCUUUCACUGCUCUGAUGAAAGCUCUGGACCUGCCGCAGAUCAGCCGUUUGGAGGAAACAUGGACGACUCUACGGAGGAACUUCACCCAGACGGCCAUCAACUACGAGAAAGUACUGAAACCUUUCUACAAGAAUCUGUAUGAAGGCUCAGCCUCCUCUCCAGCAGUGGUCUGCGUCCCCCUCCUGCUGCCCCUCCUCACCUUGAUGGAGCGUCCGUCAAUCACACCUGAGGGGGCGGAGCUCUGGGAGACCAGCGACCAGGGCUGCGACAUCAUGCUGCGCCACCUGGAGGCCGCACGCAGCGUCGCGCACAACGCACAGAGCUACACCGACCACGCACAGGCCAUCUUACAAGGGUUUCAGUGCGACGACGACCUGCUCGAAGUGUUCAAGACGGACUUUCAGCUGCGGCUUCUGUGGGGAAGCCGCGGCGCUGCGGUCAACCAAUCAGAUCGCUACAACAAAUUCAACCUCAUUCUCACUGCGUUGUCACGGAAACUGGAGCCCCCACCUAAAACACAAACCUUAAUCUGACUCUAUCAAAGCAAACACUCAUGUCGAACAAAGCAGAAAGAAACAUCAGGUGGAUCAGGAAGCUGCUGUGAAUUAAAGGAGAGUGAUCAGGAUACAUUUCAACAUCAAGCACAUCAUCCGCUGCAGCAGGAGUCACUGAAGGCACCACGAGUGAACCAACAAAACACUCCAAAACUGGGACAGCGACAUUCACUGCUGCAGACUGGGAAGGCUCCCAGCAGCACCGCGGGGAAAAGUUCGACUUCAUGUAAAUGUCCUCUGACACAACGCGAGCUACAGCCUCAUCACAGUCUGCUCGUUUUCAUCAGUUAAUAUGUCACUGCAUCUGUUGCAAGAGAAAUCAGCUUAGCUCGAGUCCCGGCUCAGUCUCAGCUCAGUUCUGUUCAUGAAGCCAAAUAUCACAGCGUCAGCACACAGAUGACAGCAUACAACCACUGUCUGGUCUAGGACUGAGAACAGAAGGAAGAAAAAAAUAAGGCAGGAACCUGAUGACCAGACAUGCAGAAGAUAUCGUCUGCACAGAGAAGACAUCAGAGCAGAGUGUCAGGACGGACAGUCAGGAUGACAAGAUCACAGAUAAACUGUUUCACUGUCAAGUUAAACAAUGAGAACCUUCAGAAACAACACACAUCAACACUGAGAAGGCAGCCAGACAAAACAUGUCAACACUGUGUUCUUUUUUUAUUUUAUUAUACACUAUUUUCUGCACCACAGCGCUGGUAUCCUCCUCAUACACCACCGAUGUUACACAUGUAGGCACAGGGGAUGUACGCCACGACUCAGUCUGAUGGUUGUGUUGAACUUGGUGAUGAUAUUGGAUGAUUCAGGUUUAAAGGUUUUAAUGAGUCUGAUUCACAUUGUGUGAAGUCUGCUCUACAAUAACUAAGGUAACGUUUGCUGUUUUACUGUGACAAAUGUGCUCAUUGUUUUGUUUUACUCGAAGGCUUACGUUGCUGAGAUCAGAUAAGUAUAAAAAUGGAAAAAUAACGGUUUGAAUGCAGCCUGACCUGAACUAAACUAGCCUCUCCUGUUAAAGUGCAGUGAGAGGUAUUUGUGUUGGAGCAGAGCUGGCAGCAGAGACCUAAAGGGAAACGUUGCUGCUGCUGACUUUCUUUUCUAGUUUAUCGACAAUUCUUUUGACAAGGCAAAAGGAGAAAAACAGUAAAUAGCUCUCCGUCUACUGACUACUACAGUAGGAGUCAAGUAUCAGAGUGUUGUUUUAAAGACGUCGGCAUACCCUGAUUCCUCUUUCCUCAGAAUUAAUGUAUUUAACGUUAUAUUGAAUUAUCGAGCUACUUGACGUUGGACACAAAAGCACGUGUUCAGGUUGUUGCUGGAUCAUCAAGCAGCAAAAAAAGUCAAACAGUUCAGAUAAACAACUAUAUAAAUACUUUUUUAAAUAUUAGCAGCAGGGCUUUUUUUUUUUCUUUAAAUCAGCAGGUGACACAUAAAAUCCACGCUAAAUACUAUUUUACUACAUUUUCACCGGAGCGGAAAAUCUGAUCCAAACCUUCUGUGUGUGAACACGUAGCAACAAGUGUCUGUAGAGAAACACCAAAUCACUGAAAUAUGUUAACACCAGACUAAAGCUGUACAUAUUGGAAGCAUGUUGAUAAUAGACUGUACAUACUUUCUGUAGAAGACUGUAAAAAAAACAAACAAAAAAAAGAUGUUGGAGAAUUUUAUUAUGUUUAUAUUAUUAUGAACUACUGUGGUAAGAUUUAAUAAAUAUGAUAUAUGAUC
Molecule: messenger RNA, 4904 nt
Organism: Stegastes partitus (bicolor damselfish)
Lineage: Eukaryota; Metazoa; Chordata; Actinopteri; Pomacentridae
Product: BCAR3 adaptor protein, NSP family member
Exons: 17
Coding region: 183-3161 (992 amino acids)
Biological process (GO): small GTPase-mediated signal transduction; positive regulation of peptidyl-serine phosphorylation
Molecular function (GO): phosphotyrosine residue binding; guanyl-nucleotide exchange factor activity
Source: RefSeq, a predicted model, not a curated record